This is a messenger RNA of Periconia digitata, 924 nucleotides long. The record is from the annotation of a GenBank genome assembly. NCBI's taxonomy places the organism in Eukaryota, Fungi, Ascomycota, Dothideomycetes, Pleosporales, Periconiaceae.
UCCUACGCCCUUGCCCCACAUCCACAAACAAACAUGUCCGUUGUCUCGUUGCUCAGCGUCGAGGUCAAGAACAACCCGGCCACGUUCAACGCGCCAUAUGAGUUCGAGAUCACGUUUGAAUGCCUCGAACAGCUCCAGAAAGGCAAGGUCGUCGCGUCUCGUUUCCCGUUGGUCUAUACUAAUAUUUGCCACAGAUCUCGAGUGGAAGUUGACGUACGUCGGCUCUGCUACCUCCACGACCAGGAGCUCGAAUCUGUCCUCGUCGGCCCCAUUCCCGUCGGCGUCAACAAAUUCCAAUUCCGUGCAGACCCUCCCGAUCUAUCUCGCAUCCCCAACAGCGAAAUCAUCGGCGUCACUGUCAUCCUGCUGAGCUGCAGCUACGACGAGCGCGAGUUCGUACGGGUGGGCUACUAUGUCAACAACGAGUACACGGACGAGGCUCUGGCUCUUGAGCCACCUGCCAAACCCGUCAUCGAGAAAGUGCGCCGCAACAUCCUGGCAGAAAAGCCGCGAGUGACGCGAUUUGCGAUCAAAUGGGAUUCCGACGAGACUGCUCCACCAGAGUUCCCCCCAGACCAGCCCGAGGCCGAUCUCGUUGCAGAUGGCGACCAAUAUGGUGCCGAAGAGGAAGAGGAGGAAGAAGAGGAGGCGGAGGCUGAGGGCGCCGCUGUGGCUGAAGGCGACGACGCGGAGAUGGCUGGUGCUGAUGAUACAGCGGGACCCGCUGCCGACGACGACGCAGCUUCGGAAGCCGGAAGCGAGGAGAUCGACAUCGAAGAGAGCGAGGGCGAAGACGAAGACGAGGAGGAAGCAGAAGAGGAGGGCGGUGAUGAUAUGGAGAUGGACGAUGCUGGACCUGCCAACGAUGACCAGAGUCGCCCUCAGCAGCCUGCUCCCGCCAAUGCCGAUGUCAUGGUACACUAG